AUGUCUGUACAGAAAGGAAAAGGGGAGCCAGUGACUGAGCUGAGUUGGUCCUCCUGCCGGCAGCUUCUCUACCAGUCAGUGGCCACCAUCCUGGCUCACACAGGCUUUGAGUGUGCCAAUGAGAGUGUCCUGGAGACCCUGACAGACAUUGCCCACGAGUACUGCUUGAAGUUCACCAAACUGCUGCGCUUUGCUGUGGAUCGAGAAGCUCGACUUGGGCACACCCCUUUCCCCGACGUCAUGGAGCAGGUCUUCCAUGAAGUGGGCAUUGGCAGUGUGCUCUCGCUGCAGAAGUUCUGGCAACACCGCAUUAAGGAUUAUCACAGCUACAUGCUUCAGGUUAGCAAGCAGCUCUCUGAAGAAUAUGAGAAGAUUGUCAACCCUGAAAAGGCAGCAGAAGACACAAAGCCUGUGAAGAUUAAGGAGGAACCUGUUAGUGAUAUUACUUUCCCCAUAAGUGAGGAGCUGGAAGGAGAUCUGGCUUCUGGUGACCAGUCUUUGCCUGUUGGAGUCCUUGGAGCUCAAAGCGAGCGCUUCUCUGCCAACUUGGAAGUAGAAGCUUCCCCACAGACUUCAGGGGCUGAGGUCAAUGCUUCCCCACUCUGGAACUUGGCACAGGUAAAAAUGGAGCCACAGGAAAAUGAGGAGGCUAAUGUACAUGGCCAUGGGGUCCUAGGCAGUGACGUUUUUGAGGAACCGAUGUCAGGCAUGAGCGAAGCUGGGAUGCCACAGAGCCCCAAUGGCUCUGAGAGCAGCUACGGUUCUCAUUCUGCUGACAGUCUGAUGGGAUCCUCACCUGUCUUCAACCAGCGCUGCAAGAAAAAGAUGAAGAAGAUGUGAAAAGAGACAGUCUUUUUAUUUAGUCCUGAUAGUAUGUAAUAGACUUGAAAUGAACUAAGAGAGUACUGUGAUGGCUAUAAUUCAUAAGCAGGGCUGGCCCUGGUGUAUGAGAGACCUUGCACAAAAUUACCAUGAAAGGUGUGAUGUGUAGUGCUCUUCAGCUCCCUGCUUUGCUGGCUUCUGUACUCCAUCCUGACUCAUGAGAUUGAAGAUCACCCUAUACAUUUGAUGGUGGCAUGGCCUGC
Messenger RNA from Pelecanus crispus (Dalmatian pelican), 1085 nucleotides. It is a transcript of the gene SUPT7L, whose product is annotated as SPT7 like, STAGA complex subunit gamma. Gene Ontology annotation, cellular component: SAGA complex. Gene Ontology annotation, molecular function: transcription coactivator activity; protein heterodimerization activity. NCBI's taxonomy places the organism in Eukaryota, Metazoa, Chordata, Aves, Pelecaniformes, Pelecanidae. The record is from RefSeq and is a predicted model, not a curated record.